Messenger RNA from Salvelinus fontinalis (brook trout), 1321 nucleotides. Its product is annotated as CD40 ligand-like. Bases 196 to 990 code for a protein of 264 amino acids. Gene Ontology annotation, cellular component: membrane. Gene Ontology annotation, biological process: immune response. The transcript has 5 exons. Lineage: Eukaryota; Metazoa; Chordata; Actinopteri; Salmoniformes; Salmonidae. The record is from RefSeq and is a predicted model, not a curated record. Gene Ontology annotation, molecular function: tumor necrosis factor receptor binding.
AUCAAACUCAGACACAAUGUACACACACACACACAGACAUGCACUCAGAGGCACACACCUAAAAGUUGAGAGCUUCCGGGAAGUGGCAUCUGAAGAACACACUUGCUAGUGACAGUCGACUGACAGUAGCUAUUCAGAAGUGAAUGGUGUGUGAAGGCAGCCAGACCUCCCCAGUGUAAAUCUCUCUGCACCACCAUGAUCAACAUGUACCAGACCAACCUGCCUCCACCACCGAUCCCCCCCCGGCUAGGCUCUGUCAAGUCAGCACCAGGCCCGGGCCACAACAAACCUCUCCUCGGGUUCCUCAUUGGUAUGAUAGUGCUCCAAAUGCUGCUACUACUGGGGGGAUUCACCUACCUGUACCACAAGGAAAACAAGUAUGACGAGGACUUUGAACACAAGUACCUGGAUGACAUGGUUGUCCUGAGGAGACUUGGGGAGUGUGAGAAAGACAGCCAGUCAAUGCUGGACUGUGAGAAGCUUGUGGAGAAAUACAAAAACAUAAUGGAAAAGGUCUCAGAAGUGGAAGGAAAAGCUGUCAAACUCACUGGGGGUUUGCUCUCGAAUGGAGCCAUGGCACGCAUGAUAGUCAAGCAACCUGUGGUUGGUGCACUCCCUUCAUCAAAGUAUCUGGAGUGGAACAUAGGCCACUCAGUGCUGAGGAACGUCCAGUACUUCAAGUCCAGCUGGCUGAAGGUUCAGCAGUCUGGAGACUACGACAUUUACUCCCAGGUGACCUUCUCCAAAUGGCACCCCAAAACCCCUCUGGCCAGCCGGGUGAAGCUGAGGAAGGGGGAGAUAGGAGAGGAGAAGAACCUGAUGACAGCCUACUGCAGCCUGGGGGACCAGAAUCGUACAGACGUGUGUACAGCCUUCCAGGGAGGAGUGUUUAGUCUGGAGCCUGAAGACCAGAUCUCUGUGUGGGUGACGGACCCCAGCCUGGUCAACUAUGAGGAGGGGACGACCACCUUUGGAUUAUAUAAACUGUAGGCUAGACAUUACCUACAGUAUGGAGAAGAUGGACUCUAUUACUUUGGAUUAUUACUGUAUUGGAGUGAUAGGUGGAAUCAAAGCCCUGCGUGCUGUUGGAUUUGGUACAGGACUGAUCACAGAUCUGUUCAUGGACUACAAUUUGAACAUCUUUCUAAAAAAAGGCCAUGGUGAAAAGGAAUCCCUGGAACUUAUCGCUGUUGAUUGGAUAACCUGCUCUCCCUGCCCCCACAAUGUUAGAUAUGAAUAUUCAUUUCUAAGAAUAUGGCAAUGACUGUGUAUUUAUUGUGACGGAUGGUGUCUGUAUAGUUAAUAAAUUAUUAUAUUUUAA